Messenger RNA from Stereum hirsutum FP-91666 SS1, 1623 nucleotides. Its product is annotated as RCC1/BLIP-II. NCBI's taxonomy places the organism in Eukaryota, Fungi, Basidiomycota, Agaricomycetes, Russulales, Stereaceae. Gene Ontology annotation, cellular component: cytoplasm. Gene Ontology annotation, molecular function: guanyl-nucleotide exchange factor activity; protein binding. The transcript is spliced from 7 exons. The coding region runs from base 1 to 1623 and encodes 540 amino acids. The record is from RefSeq and is a predicted model, not a curated record.
AUGGUUCAGCUAUCAGACCUUCCAGUCGAAGUGCUCUUGGAUAAUAUUCUCCCGAAUUUACCCAUCGCCGACCUCUUACAUCUCGCUAUUACGAACAAGCUCUUUGCCGCGCUCUGCUCCGACGAUACAUUUUGGAAACGUAAAUGCCAGGAAGACUUUAACUUCACCGGCUCGGAGACAGCACGGACCAGCGGGUGGAGAUCGCUGUACAGGGGCCUAAGCCACCCAAGGGUCUUUGGGUGGGGAGAAAAGCGGAAUGGAAGGCUCGGGGUACGCGAGCUACCUAAGGACGUCAGAGGCGCUGGUAUACCAUAUCCUGUGGAGGUUAAGAUUCCUGGAGUGCGGAUUGUGAGCCUCGCGGCUGGUGGGAUGUGCUUCCAUGCACUCGACUCCAAGGGGAACGUUUAUGUCUGGGGUGCCAUCGAUGGUCAAGGCGGUGCUUUGAACAGCGAAGGUUUCGCGGUGAAGUACAAGGAAGCGCAGGUGCCACAUAAACUCAUCCUUCCUAACCCGGUCAGGAGCAUUAGUACGGGAAGAAUUCAUUCAAUGGUCCUGGAUGCUAAGUCCACCGUCUGGACUUUCGUGAACUGGGGCCGACCUUUCCGUCUCCUCAGUCCCCUCCUGGAUUGCCACGCUCCAGACACUACACCUCUCCAAAUCGAAUGCGGCUGGACAUUCUGCACCAUACUCACCAAAGCUGGUGAUGUUUUAGUAUAUUGGCCCUACAGUGGUGGUCUCAACCGUCAAAUUGAGCAAACUGAGACAGAUUUGAACCAGCAAGGCGAUAAGAACGCGUACCCCACAGAGGAUCAUUGUAUUCCAUGCGUCACCACUGUGAUUGAGGCAGAUCCGUUCAGGCUUCCGCCAAUACCUACAACCCUUCCAGACCUGGUCAACGGUCUUAGUGAAGAAGAGAGGGAUGCGGAGACGAGGUUGAUCAGGAUCGCGGCGUAUGACAACACGUUAGUCGGUCUGACGAAUAAAGGCCAUGUCUUGAAGUUUGCGAAUCUGGCGAACGAGAGAAUAUUCCGAAGCACACGAUGGGAAUAUCUACCGAAGUUCAGUGAACCAGCUUUAGUCCGUCAACAUCCUGGGUUCGAAGGAAAGGAUGUUCCGGAUACGAUGCGCAUUACCCACAUUACAGCACAUUUUCAAACCUUCGUCGCGUAUUCCACCGACUCUACUUCCGUUGUCCUCAUGGGCUCUCCAGACACCACACCUACGUCUGACCCAACAAUCAUUCCCUCACUCCAAAACCGAUCCGUCAUCUCCGUCGUACUAGGAGACUACCACUAUGCCGCCCUCACAUCAACGGGUAAGCUCCUUACGUGGGGAGCCUACUCCAAUGGUGCUCUCGGACUUGGGAAUCCAUUGGAUAUUCCCGCUGGUCAUCCUGGCGGAUAUGCUACGGCGGCUGCACUGGACAGUGCUCGCACUCGUCGAUGGGGUAUUCCAGAUCCGCCCAGGGUGGAGGAACCAGCGGAGGUGAAUUUCAACAGAGGGAAGAAAGGAGGGCGGAAGUUUGUAUUCGGGGCGACAGCGGCGGGGUGGCAUACCGGCGCGCUUGUGAUGGACUUGGAGGUGCGCUUUCUGACACAGCUCGAUAGCCUGUUCUUCACAUGA